Messenger RNA from Symbiodinium sp. CCMP2592, 183 nucleotides. The record is from the annotation of a GenBank genome assembly. Lineage: Eukaryota; Dinophyceae; Suessiales; Symbiodiniaceae.
AUGCUGCUGCACUUCCGGGAGCUCUUAUUCCAGGGGGUAUCCACCAAUGAGCAAGCGGAGAACUGGCGCAAGGUCUCAGAGCAGGCCGAGAGCGACAUGCAGGCUGCCAAGCAAGAACUCGAGCUGUGCCAAACUGAAUCCGCCGAGCUGCAAAGAAAGCUGACGGAAGCCGAGGCCCUUUGA